Oncorhynchus mykiss (rainbow trout) is the source of this 1914-nucleotide messenger RNA. RefSeq names its product MOK protein kinase (gene mok). Gene Ontology annotation, biological process: protein phosphorylation. The record is from RefSeq and is a predicted model, not a curated record. Gene Ontology annotation, molecular function: protein kinase activity; ATP binding. Lineage: Eukaryota; Metazoa; Chordata; Actinopteri; Salmoniformes; Salmonidae.
UAUGCGUAGACGGUUUGACAAAGAUGGUAGCAGAAUGUUAUUAAUGUUGCACACAUAUCCAAAUUGUGCCGCGUACCAUUUUUUAAAUUCACCUGCAAUGUCAGUGUGAUCGAGGCGUAACCAUUGUAACCAGACAAAUGUAUUGUUUUCAAUCAUCCACCUUUUAGGUCAGAGAGUUGAGGGUGCGGUGUGCCUGGUUACCAGCUAACAUGGCUACCUAGAGCAGCGAGGCGUUUUUUUUCUUCUCUCUCUCCAGCCUUUCAAUCUCGGGGGAGCUAUCUCGAUCAGCCAACUAGCAAUCUUUCCACAACACGGCUGUUCCAUGAAAUUAUCGCAAUGUUUUAUUUAAAUAUAGGACUAGUAUGGAUAAUCUACUUCUGUGCAGUGAACACUUUGAAGAAUGGAUAAUUACAAGAUAAUCAACAAAAUUGGAGAAGGGACAUUUUCAGAAGUGGUGAAGGCUCAAAGCCUGAAAGAUGGGAAAUAUUAUGCGUGUAAAACGAUGAAGCAGUCACUCAGCAGCCUGGAACAGGCCAACAACCUGCGAGAAGUCCAGGCCAUGAAAAGACUGAACCCUCACCCAAACAUCAUUCAGCUGCAUGAAUUGAUAUUUGACAAAGAGUCAGGGACUCUGUCCUUGAUAUGUGAGCUGAUGGAGAUGAACAUCUAUGAGUUCAUACGAGGGAGGCAGCAACCUUUGCCAGAAAGUAAAAUCAGACACUACAUGUACCAACUUUGCAAGUCACUCGAUCAUAUGCAUAGCAACGGGAUCUUUCACCGGGACGUUAAGCCAGAGAACAUUCUAAUCAAACACGACGUGCUCAAACUUGGAGACUUUGGCUCGUGCAGGAGUUUGCACUCCAAACCUCCCCACACAGAGUACAUCUCCACCCGCUGGUACAGAGCCCCAGAGUGCCUCCUCACAGACGGCUAUUACUCACACAAGAUGGACAUGUGGAGUGUAGGAUGUGUUUUCUACGAGAUCAUCAGUCUCAGCCCUCUGUUUCCGGGAAGCAACGAGUUGGAUCAGGUGACCAAGAUCCAUGAUGUUUUGGGUACACCUGACAACAGUCUCCUUCAAAAAUUCCCUCAGUCUAGGGCGAUGCGUUUUGACUUCCCUCUGCGGAAAGGCAGUGGAAUAUCUCAGCUCAUCCCAAACUGUUCGGCACCCAGUCUGUCGUUGCUCUACCAGAUGCUGACCUACGACCCAGAGGAGCGCAUUGGCGCAAGAGCGGCGCUACAGCACAUCUUUUUUAGAGAGCUACGGCUGGCGGAGAGGAGAGCUGAUAGUCUGCGCAGGGCCAUUGUGACUGUAGAGGGAGGAGAGAGCAGUGGGACCCCCAACUCUGUCGAUCACCUGCGGCGCAUGGCCAGACAGGGCAGGAGGCAGCACAACAUAAAGCACGUUGCCGAGCCUCUGAUCAGACGCAAAGCCCCACAUGUGGAAUUACCAAAGCUCAAUGUGGUAGUGCCUGCACCCCAGAUUACCUACCCUGUUAGCACAGUGCCAGUUCUCACCAUCACUCACCGUGGGUCCCUCCCAGCCAUCACAUCAAAAAAGUGCCACUCCCGGUUGGCUAAGCCAAGGGAUGAAUCCCACUGCUCUGCUUUCAAGACCUACUACAUGCCUCCUCUGGAUAGGAAACCUGGUGGCUACUGAGAGCCCCAACUCUUAAGAACUGUUGGUGUUCAACAGACCUGUUGUACCUGCUGUACAUACUCUGAUCUGAUUUUUAAAAAAUUUGGUUAGACAUCGUUGAACAAAGCUACUUAGUUACUUCAAAGCCUGCUGCUUUCUUGUGAGCAAUGCUAACAUGGUGUUGGACAAAGGAAUGUCCCAUAGCAAUAAUUACCAGGGUUAAUUUGUAUAAGUCAUCAUUCUGGCAGAUGAAAUACAACAUGAUCCACAAAGUA